Molecule: messenger RNA, 3001 nt
Organism: Saccostrea cuccullata (small rock oyster)
Lineage: Eukaryota; Metazoa; Mollusca; Bivalvia; Ostreida; Ostreidae
Product: traB domain-containing protein-like
Source: RefSeq, a predicted model, not a curated record
UGGACCUUCAGAGAUGAUAAAUUUAAUCGGGAUCAAGAUGCAAAUAUGCGCUCUACGUAAUCAGUCAUCGUGUACACACGUACUCCACAUCAUGAACGACGAUCAGCCAGAAAAUCCUACUCCACUCAAAGAUGAAAAGGCAAGUGGUGAUCAUAAACAAGAGAGGAAACCCCCAGCUAAACAGGAAUUGAGAAAUGUUAUACAGGAAGAUCCAUCUUCAGAAAUUGAGGAUGAGUGGAGUGUCCAUGAUGAGACGUAUGAAACAAUCAGUGGAGAGGAAUCAGAUAUUGAGGACAAUGUAGAUCCCUACCCCGUCAGGCACCGGGAGGAGAACCCAGACCUCCCCGAAACCUGCAGCAUUCUAGAAACCAAAGAAGGCAGCAAAGUGUACCUGAUAGGAACAGCUCACUUCAGUGCUGAAAGUCUCAACGAUGUCAGCAAAGUCAUACAAGCUACUGAACCUGAUGUUGUUUCUGUGGAACUGUGCAUGGACCGCAUCAAAAUACUACAACUGGACGAAGAGACCGUGCUACGUGAAGCCAAAGACAUGAAUUUUCAGAAAAUUAAAGCCUCCAUUGCUCAGAAUGGUUUAGUCCAAGGACUGUUCAAUAUUAUGCUGUUGAAUAUCUCCGCUCGCUUAACCAAGGAACUGGGGAUGGCACCAGGAGGAGAAUUUAGACAGGCAUACAAGGAGGUGAGAGCUCUAAUUCUUUGGCUUAGAAGAAAAACGUAUCCUUGGGUAAAGGGGAGUUACAAGUUUGUUCAGAUUACGCUUCAGAGGGCAUUUGCACUACUCUCUCUAUGGCAGCUCAUCAAAUUCAUCUGGCAUGCAUGGAAUUUUGAUGAACCUAUCAGCAAAGAAGAUGUGGAGAAAUUUAAGGGUAAAGAUUUAUUAGAGCAGCUGCUGGCAGAGAUGACCACAGAAUUUCCGGGCCUUAGUCAAGUGGUCAUUGAAGAACGAGAUACGUUUCUUGCACACUCCCUCAAAAUGGCUGCCAAGCCAAUCAAAGCUCCAAAUGAACCUAAAGGUUACAUCCCCUCAGUGGUGGUAGGGGUAGUAGGAAUUGGUCAUGUGGCGGGCAUUAAGGCCAACUGGGAACAAGAGAAAUAUGACAUCAAUGAAAUCUUGGUGGUUCCAGAAGUGUCAAAGGUUAGGAAAUUAUUGAAGUAUGCUUUUCGGUUUUCCUUCUACGGAGUUCUGUGUUAUGGAUGCUAUAAACUCUAUAGGAUUACUGUGCCACUUCUCACAUGAAAUUUAUUGAAUCUCAAAUAUUCUAAGGAAAUUAACUAUUUAUUAUCCAACCAAAAAAGUCCAUCUUUCCAAUGAAUGGCUGGACUUUGGUGCUCCAUCCCAAACAUUCAUCUUCUGAAUGGCUGGACAUUUAUUCUUGUAUAGCAUCCUGGUAAAGGUGGUGUAAUUUAUCGAAAAUAUAAUCAGAGUUUAUCUUAAUUUAUUUUAUUUCGUAUAUCAAAAUACCUAUAUCAAGAUUUAUUGUUCUUAAAUUAUUUGGAAAACUUUUACAUGAAACACAGAACUGGAUAUGCCGGAUUUUUCACGUAAUUAUAUAUAUUGAGAGAGAGAGAUAUUUUUUCGCAAAUUUUGUAUUUGAUGUUUCUAGUCAUAAUUGGCAAAAUUAAGAUCGAUGUGUGUAAUUUAUAGAUCUUAAUGAUUGUGUAUAAAAACUAUUGCAAGGUUGUUUUUCAUUUCAUCUUACAUGUAUCUGUUGAUCAUAGUUUACUAAUAAUUUAUUUAAAAAGGUGUCUUUGACAAUUCAAUUUUUAUUAUUUCUAUGAAUGUGAAGUGUCUUUAUACACGGUAAUAAUAAAAAAUAAAUAUUAUAACUAGAACAAAGCUUCUUGAAAUGCAACAAGUAGGUCUUUUGAUAGAUGAGGGCAUUGAAAGUAGUGUGUUUAGAUUUUUGAUUCUAAUUAGAAUUUUAAAUAAAUGUCAAUUUGCUGGAACAAAAUUUAACCUGAAACCUCAUUUACAAAGCAUUUUAUACCAUUUUUUCAAUGAUUUUGGAGAGAAAAAAAAUCCUCUUAGUUGGAAACAUGGUGCUAAUUUCUAUUUUUGAUGUGAUAUUAAUUGCAUUUCACGUAAAAAAAAAUAUAAAUGUUAAUGUGAAGCUUGUUAAUAUGUACCUCUUCCCAAGAGAUUAAACAACUUUUUUAAAUUUUACUUAUUAAUUACUCUGUAAACAAUGCUGAUAACAAAGUCCUUGGAAUUGAUUAUUUAUCCUUUGCUAUUAACACAUGUUUUAUUUGUUUAGUUUACAGUUUACAAGACACUUUAAAGUCACAGGGAAUGAAAAGCUUUUUGAUCUAAGCAUCAAUACACUAUAAGUGUGUUCGCUAUAAGCAUAUUUUACAGAAGUCAGUUAGUUUACAAAUAUUUUCAUUUAAAUUUUUGCCAUGAAAACAUUUUUAUUUAAUCAGCAUGUAUAUGUUUGAUAUAUAUAUUAUUGUUAUAAACUUUAAAGUUUGUUUUACAUACAGGUAUAUUUAAGACUUUUAUAUGUCUAUAUAUAGAGGCACCAUAUACUAUUUUUGUUUGUUUUUGCUUUAUUUACUUUACUUUACUGCAUUAGUAUUUUUCUUGUUUCUCAGUUCUAAGGAUAAAAGAGCAAUGAACUUAUUUGAAUGUCACUGACAACAAAAAUGGUGAUUUAGAACUUUUUUCAGAAAAAAAAAUGUUAGCAUUUAUGUAUAUCCAAAUUCAAUCUUAAAUAUUAGCAAAGUUUUGAAAAUCUUCCUGAAAUCUCAAGGUUCAAGAAAUGGAUAAGCAGCUCCCUUUAUGAAGUCUAGUAUUGCCAAUUUGAAUACUGACUUUAUUUGAUAUUUGAAAGUGCUUAUUUUGAAUUGCUAUAAUCUUGCCCUGAAAUAUAUAUUUUUUAAAGAUUGCAUGGUUUAAGAUUUUCCAGAUGUGUGACCACUAUGCAGAUCAUAAAAAAAGUUUAAUUUGUAAUUGGUGGAUUUUAAUAAACCCAAAGAUAACAAAUUA